This is a messenger RNA of Haemonchus placei, 687 nucleotides long. NCBI's taxonomy places the organism in Eukaryota, Metazoa, Nematoda, Chromadorea, Rhabditida, Trichostrongylidae. The record is from the annotation of a GenBank genome assembly.
AUGAAGGAAGCGUUGGAAUUACGCGAACCCACGGAAAUGUAUUUUGCUCAACCUCUUGAGGAUAAUCUUUUUGAAUGGCACUUCACCGUACGAGGGCCUCUGGAUUCGGAUUUCGAUGGAGGAAUUUACCAUGGUCGAAUCCUAUUUCCACCGGAAUACCCUAUGAAACCACCAAAUGUGGUCAUCCUUACGCCUAAUGGACGGUUUGAACUGAACAAAAAGAUUUGCCUUUCCAUUUCUGGGUAUCAUCCGGAAACAUGGCUUCCUUCGUGGUCCAUUCGGACCGCUUUACUCGCUUUAAUUGGGUUCAUGCCAACUGCCGGAGCCGGUGCUCUUGGUAGCCUUGAAUACCCUGUAGCUGAAAGAAGAAAAUUAGCGAAGAAAAGCUUGGAGUGGAAAUGCAAGGAAUGUGGCGCAUGUAUGAAGAAUGCCCUGAAAUCUCUCACAGAAGACGCAAAGAAGAGUAACGAGGAAGCAAAAAAGCUUGCAACACAGCUCAACUUCAAGGUUGGUGCCAUUUCCCAUUUGAUUUCUCUGUAUGACCUUGCAAUUAUGAGCGCAAGCCGGCCAACUCCCACAUUUCGCCAGGACGAUGACGGUUACAUGUCACUCUUCAUAACAGUGCCUAUUUGUGUAGUUUUCUUAUCAUUGUUUAGUCUACUUCUAGCGAGACGCGAGAAUCCUUGA